Molecule: messenger RNA, 1563 nt
Organism: Paramecium pentaurelia
Lineage: Eukaryota; Ciliophora; Oligohymenophorea; Peniculida; Parameciidae
Source: the annotation of a GenBank genome assembly
AUGUUAAAAUUUGUUCAAAAAACAAAAUAUGCUCGUUGGAUAAUAUUUGGAAUGAUUGGAUUCUCUGUAUUAGCGAUAAGCCUCUUAAUUGUUUUUUUAGUUAACAUUAUUACCCCCUUUGGAAGAUUGACAAAAUCUUCUCCAGCAAAUACUUUUAUAGAAUUAAUCUUCUGUAUUUUUGUCUCAAUUAACUUGAUAUUGCGAUUAAAUGAUAUAAUGAAGAAUAAACCAUAAGAAUUCUAUAAAAUUGGACUAGACAUUAUUAUUGCUGCCAUAGCAAUACUUUAAAUUAUAGAUUUUAUUUGUUGGUUCAUUAAUCCUGUUUGUGAUGUAUUAGCUGCCUGUAUUUGCUUAUUUACAUUUAUAAUUGCAGGUUUUUAAUCUACUUUAUGGAUUCUAUAGAGAAUUUAGAAUAGUAAGAAAGUAUAAGAAGUUGACACUUAUUUGACACAAUAAAUUUAGUUAACAGAAAGUUAGAGCUUUGUCAAUAUAACAUAAACUUCAAAAUGUGUGAUAGCUCUAAAAUACAUUCUAUAUUCUUUUGUAUUAGUAUUAGUAAUCUUAAAUACAUGUUAAAUAAUUCAUGAAGCUAAUCAUCCAGGUAGUUUAGGAGAAGGUGAAUAAUAUUAUAUUGUUGAAAGUUAAGGUUAAGAUGUCAAAAUCAGAACUUAUUGUACUGGAGCUAAGAAUUUACCAUAGAUUAUUUUAGAGGCUGGAGGAGGUUCUAGUGGAGUAGAUUUUUAUGAAAUAUAAACUCAACUUUCCAAAAAUUACAGAGUUUGUAGUUAUGAUAGGGCUGGAUAUGGAAUGAGUUGGUAAGCAGCAUCUCCUUAAAGUUCUAAUAAUACUAUGAGUAUUGCUUAAUAAGUAAUGGAUAAAGUUGGAUUUAAUACUUCAGUAUCAAAUUCAAUAGUUUGUGUAGGUCAUUCUGUUGGAGGAUAAUUAUGUCGUUAUUAUGCAUAAUAUAUGACAAGCAUUAAAGGGAUUAUCUUAUUAGAUUCAGUACCAGUAAUGAAUUGGUUUUAUUUGGUUGGAUAAUGUUAGAAUUAAACUGUAAGUUAAGUGUAUACUUAAUAAAAAUCAACAUUGCCUCUGAUUAAGUUUAUGGCUUCAUUAUGGCCAUUAUAUAUAGAGACACCAUUCUUCAUGGGAAAGGAAGGAUUUGAACCAUCAAAUCUAUAGAGCUGGAUAAAUUGGUAAAUCACUACUACAAGAAAUUGGUAUUCAUAAUCACUUGGAUAUGCAUCUGAACUAGAAGAAUGUUAAGAAGAAUGUAUGGAGUCAUCUAUUAUAAAUCCAUAGUCAAUGAUUAUUAAGCCAAUUAUUGUUAUAACUGCUUAAAAUUAAUCUAUAACAUGUGCUGAUAGAAAUUUAACAGGUUCUGAUUGUUAAUAAUAUGAAUGUUCUUUUAAUCAGACAUUUUAAUUAGUAGUUAAUUAAUCUCUCUUAGGUAAUCAAAUAAGUACAUAUGUUGAAUGUCCAGGUAUUUGUAAUCAUGAUUUUGUGUGGAAAUAACCAGAUUUUAUAGUUUAACAAAUUGAAUAUUAUAUCCCACUAUUUUGA